AUGGGGGAGUUGGCAGCCGCCUUCGAGCCACUGCGCAGCUUCCAUCGGGCCGCGACCGGGCGAACUUUGCUUCUUCGCACUGCGCGAAUCGAGCUCCAGCAUUGGCGGGCGAGUGCCAUGAAUGCCGAGUGGCCCGGCCCGGAAGUGAUGUUGCUCAUCAACAACCUGGCGGGACCAACCAUUGUCUCCAUGCCUGCCUUAGCGCAGCAAGCCGGCUGGCUCCCACUCUUCGGCGUGCAGGUGGUGGUGGCGGCCUUUUCCUCUGCUUGUGGCUACAUGCUCAUCGAAGCCAUGCGAUGUAUGCCAGGCAACCAUUGCUUCGAGCAGACCAUCGAGUUCACGAAUCUGGCCUCCUUCUACCUUCCCUACGAGAUGUAUGUGGCGACCAUGGUGUGCUACCAUGUCAACUCCAUCCUCAACCUGAUGUCCCUGAUCAUUCAGUCCGGUCAGGUCAUGGACUACAUCAUGCUGAACGUCUACGGGUGCGCCCCUGGAAUUCAGCUCGGCUUGGGAGUGAAGUAUGUGUGCGGCACUCGGAAAGACUCGGCCACACCCUUCGGCGACAGCUUGGUGCUUUCAAGCUCCAUGCUGGCCGUUGCCCUCAUCUGCGCCCCCUUUGCCGUCCGAAAUCUGGACGACAAUGUUAUCCUGCAGUAUCUGGCCGUAAUUGGCUUGAGCGUGAUGUCCGUGAUCUGGAUAUCCCUCCUGGUAGCUGAGCCGACGUUUCCCUCGCCGGUGCCCGUGGUGACUACUGCGCAGUCCUCCCUUAUCGGCACUGUCCUGUUCAACUUCGCCUUCACCAGUGCGCUGCCCUCGUGGGUGAACGAGAAGAAGUCGGAGGUGUCAGUAGGAGCAACUUUCUGGACUGUCAUGGUCUAUGUUGUUGUCACCUACACGGUGAUCGGUGUGAUCGGCGGAAUGGCCUAUCCACCCUUCUACACCACAGAUGAGCACUUGUUCAGCAAGCUGAACGCAGGUGGCUCUCGUCUGGGUCAGGCGACUGUGGCUGCCUACCCAAUGCUGCAGAACGUCACCUCAAUUCCGGUAUUGGCCAUCCUCAUUCGCAGCAACCUUAUCCAGGGAGGUCUCUCAUCGGUCACCGCCACCUUCAUUGCCGUGGGCUUGCCAUGGCUCAUGAGUAUCCCUCUGUACACGGGCAGCGGCUUCGAUACCAUCUCCGAAAUAGGUGGCUUGGCCACCUCGUCGAUUAUCAACUUCAUGGUGCCUCUGAUCAUGUACGUCGUGGCAGUGGGCCGUCGAAAGGAGCGAGAAGAGCUGCUGAGCCAGUCCGCCUUGGCCAUCUCGAUAUUUCUUCCUGCCGUUGGCUUGAGCACGCGUGUUUGUGCUGCCCUGACGGGAGCACUGGUCCGAGCAGGGGCUCAAGCUCCGACUCUCCUGGAGGAUGCUGUGGCGAGCCGGCUGCAGCCAAACGUGAGGCACUUGGGCGCAGCCAUGUCGGCCACCUCGCGCACCUCGCUGUGGACCCAGGCACUGGGCCUCUUGCACUCCUGGCAUGUUCGCCGCCUUUAUGCAGACGCUAUCGUGUACGGCAUCGCGGUCAACGCUUGUCGAAAAGGCUCCGCAUGGAAGGAAGCGCUUCAAGUGCUGAGUGACAUGGAGGCUGCAACCGUGCAGAAGGACGUGAUAACCAUGAACACCUGCUUGCACGCCAUGGUGGGUGCGGCUAAAUGGCGUAGGGCACUUUCAGCCUUUCAGUCGAUGGUGGAUCUUUCCCUGGCAGAUGUUGUGUCCUUCACGGAGGGUUUGGUCGCGUGCGGGACUGUUUCGAGGUGGCAACAAGCCAUCGCGUUGUUGCGCCAGGCCGAAAACAUGGCUGUGAAGAUUGACGCCCGAAGCUGCAACUCCGCCAUGGCUGCCUGUGAUGGUGCAUCCUGUUGGACCAUCGCGCUGCUGCUGGCCGAAGACAUGCACCGGAGGCACCUCCAGCCCACCCUGGUGGCCAGGGAGGGGGUCGACGCAGUGGAGCCAUGCGAGGUUGAAAAUGGCGAAGUGUUUGAAGCAGUGACACGAUGGAGCGCGGAGGAUUGCCAGCAGGCGACUGCUGAUGCUUUUCUCGAACGCGUGUUUCCUUACUCCGGCGCUCCAGUGCUGGGACGCCCUGGUGACGAUGUGGAGACGAAAUUCUCCGUCUCAGAAAGACAGCUGUUGGGUUGCCGAGGAGCCGGUUUUGUUCCCUGGCGCUUUGGGCAUGCUUUGAUCUGCGUUGCGCCGGCAUGUGACACAGAAACCUUUGUGAAGCACAUCGCCUUGCCGAUGUAUUUGGAAACGAUGGGCGCCCCGCUGGGUCCCGAGGACAUGGCCAACAUGAUCGUGCAACGGCUUAGCCACUGGCGAGACAUGAAGGUUGACUUUGUUGUUGCGGGCUUUGAGCGUGGGGGCACCACGAGCAUCAUCAAAUUUUUGCAAGCAGCAGAGGACAUCUACAUGGUGCCGUUUGAACUGUCCGAUUGGGCCCGGGAUUUCAGCACUCCAACAGCGCCUGCUCCUGCAUGCGACGCAGUGGGCUCUCCAAGCUAUUGGAUGCUUGGCUGCUUUGCCAUAUUUGCAUAA
This is a messenger RNA of Symbiodinium natans, 2571 nucleotides long. Lineage: Eukaryota; Dinophyceae; Suessiales; Symbiodiniaceae. The record is from the annotation of a GenBank genome assembly.